This is a messenger RNA of Glycine soja, 3138 nucleotides long. RefSeq names its product putative potassium transporter 12. The record is from RefSeq and is a predicted model, not a curated record. Gene Ontology annotation, molecular function: potassium ion transmembrane transporter activity. NCBI's taxonomy places the organism in Eukaryota, Viridiplantae, Streptophyta, Magnoliopsida, Fabales, Fabaceae. The transcript is spliced from 9 exons. Gene Ontology annotation, cellular component: membrane. The coding region runs from base 235 to 2760 and encodes 841 amino acids. Gene Ontology annotation, biological process: potassium ion transmembrane transport.
GUCUUUGGCUAAACUGGCUCUUGGAUUGGAAUGCUUCAAUAGAAAAACAACACGAGCCCUCAACUUCACACUCCUAUGGUUUUCCAAGGUUUUGCAGUAGGAGGAAGAAAAGGAUGAACUUUUAUCUCAAGAAUCAUCAAAACCUGCUGAUAAAGUUCCAUUCUUUCAGAAGCUGAUUCAAUUUUGGGAAGUGGGUUUUUGAUUUUGUGUGGGGUUGUUGUUGUUGGUGGGAAAAUGAGGGAAGAUAGGAUUGAAGAGAUCAGCACAAGGUUGUUGUUGGGUAGAAGCAGCAGUGGUGGGAGCAGUGAGUCAAGGUGGGUUGAUGGAAGUGAAGUGGACUGGGAUGAGGUUCCUAUGUGGUCAAAGCAUGAUGAUGGCAGAGAAGGGUAUGGCUCAAUCAGGAGGAGGCUUACCAAGAAGCCCAAGAGGGUUGACUCAUUUGAUGUUGAAGCCAUGGAGAUUGCUGGAACUCAUGCUCAUCACUCCAAGGACCUUUCCCUCUGGCCCACUAUUGCAUUGGCAUUUAAGACUCUUGGUGUGGUAUAUGGUGACAUGGGAACAAGUCCUCUAUAUGUUUUUGCUGAUGUCUUCAGCAAGGUUCCAAUUGGAUCAGAUGAUGAUAUCUUGGGGGCAUUAUCAUUAGUAAUGUAUACAAUAGCACUUAUUCCAUUAGCGAAAUAUGUUUUUAUAGUCCUCAAAGCAAAUGACAGUGGAGAAGGAGGAACGUUUGCACUAUACUCGCUGAUUUGCAGGUAUGCAAAUGUGAGUCUGCUUCCAAAUCGUCAACAAGCCGAUGAACAAAUCUCUAGUUUUAAGCUCAAACUGCCUACUCCAGAACUGGAAAGGGCCUUAAGAAUAAAGGACACUUUAGAAAGGACACCAUUUUUGAAGAACCUAUUAUUGGUGUUGGUUCUUCUGGGAGCUUCCAUGGUUAUUGGAGAUGGUAUUCUAACCCCAGCAAUAUCAGUGAUGUCUGCCAUAAGUGGUCUGCAGGAUCAAAUAGAUGAAUUUGGUACUGGUGAAGUGGUUGGUAUUUCUAUUGUAGUCCUGGUGGCUUUGUUCAGCAUACAACGGUUUGGUACCAGUAAAGUCGGUUUCAUGUUUGCCCCUAUACUUGCCUUAUGGUUCUUUUCUCUGGGUGCUAUUGGAAUAUACAAUAUACUUAAAUAUGAUAUCACUGUUCUAAGAGCAUUCAAUCCGGCUUAUAUUUAUUAUUUCUUCAAGAACAAUGGCAAGGAUGCAUGGUCAGCUCUUGGUGGUUGUGUUCUGUGCAUUACAGGUGCAGAAGCAAUGUUUGCAGAUCUGGGUCAUUUUUCUGUACCAGCAAUACAGAUUGCCUUCACUUGUGUGGUAUUUCCCUGUCUCCUCCUUGCUUAUAUGGGCCAAGCUGCUUUUUUGACGAAGAACCCAAAUUAUUAUGCAAGUGUAUUCUACAAGUCUGUUCCAGAGAGUCUCUUCUGGCCAAUGUUUGUGAUUGCCACACUUGCUGCAAUGAUUGCCAGCCAAGCAAUGAUAUCUGCUACAUUUUCAUGCAUAAAGCAAUCUAUGGCUUUGGGAUGCUUCCCCAGGCUCAAGAUAAUUCACACCUCAAAAAGGUUCAUUGGCCAAAUUUACAUCCCCAUAAUUAACUGGUUUCUGAUGAUCAUGUGCAUAGUUGUGGUUUCCAUCUUCCAAAGCACAACUGAUAUUGCAAAUGCAUAUGGCAUUGCUGAAGUUGGUGUCAUGAUGGUUAGCACCACCUUGGUGACCCUUGUGAUGGUUUUAAUUUGGCAGACCAACUUAUUUUUGGCAUUUUCUUUUGCUCUUGUAUUUGGUACAGUGGAGUUAAUUUACCUGUCUUCUGUGCUAUCCAAAAUCAUUGAGGGUGGCUGGCUUCCACUUGCCUUUGCUACCUUUUUCCUCUCUGUGAUGUACACAUGGAACUAUGGGAGCGUAUUGAAGUACCGAAGUGAAGUUAGAGAGAAGGUUUCAGUGGACUCAAUGCUUGAGCUUGGCUCCAAUCUUGGAACAGUAAGGGUGCCAGGAAUAGGAUUGCUAUAUAAUGAACUUGUCCAGGGCAUUCCCUCCAUUUUCUUGCAGUUCCUGCUCAACCUUCCAGCUCUUCACUCUACUAUAGUUUUUGUCUGCAUUAAAUAUGUUCCAGUCCCUGUGGUUCCUCAAGAGGAAAGAUUUCUAUUUCGACGAGUUUGCCCCAAAGAUUACCACAUAUUCCGCUGUGUCGCCCGAUAUGGCUACAAAGAUGUAAGGAAGGAAGAUCACCAUGCAUUUGAACAGCUUCUUAUUGAGAGUCUUGAGAAAUUCUUGAGAAGGGAAGCUCUAGAAACAGCCUUGGAGUUGGAGGGCAACUUAAGUGAUGAAAUGGACAGUGUCUCAGUGAAUACAAGAGUUUCAGAUGUUCCUGUUGAUACUGCGGCUGAGGAGCUUAGGAUUCCACUGGUGCAUGAUCAGAAAUUGGAAGAAGCAGGAGCUUCUUCUGCCUCUCAGGAAGUUGCAUCAGCAUUGCCAUCUAGUUACAUGUCAUCAGAUGAAGAUCCUGCUCUUGAAUAUGAGCUUUCAGCCCUUAGAGAAGCAUUGGAAUCAGGAUUCACCUAUUUGCUUGGACAUGGGGAUGUGAGGGCAAAGAAGAACUCUUUUUUCUUUAAGAAAUUGAUGAUAAAUUAUUUCUAUGCAUUCCUCAGAAAGAACUGCAGAGGAGGUACAGCAAACAUGAGAGUACCUCAUACCAAUAUCAUCCAAGUUGGGAUGACAUAUAUGGUUUGACUUGGCCAUAUUCUUUCUGAUAAUUAUGCAAUGCAAUCUCAGUCUGGAACGCACAUUGUUAUUGGUAUUUUUCUUUUCUGUGUACUGUGAUUAAUAAAAUUUUCGUAGUAUAUGUUGGCUCAUAAUAGUAAAUUGUCUUUAGAAAAACUCAGUUUGUAUUGCCUGUUACAACAGUGAUGGAGCCAACUUGGUUAAUGUAUGAAAUUGUUUCAGAUACUGUACUUAAAAUUGUGAUCAGAAAGGGAUCUAAAUUAGAUUAUUGGUUUUAAUGUACAUUAAUGUAUUUGGGCCAAGCUAGCGAAAGUUGUACUAGUCUCCUUGGGACAUUACCUUUUGUAUCACAUUUUUUGGGUUAAUUAUAGAAGAGUGUUUAAUAUA